Messenger RNA from Thecamonas trahens ATCC 50062, 2445 nucleotides. RefSeq names its product polycystin-2. The record is from RefSeq and is a predicted model, not a curated record. The transcript has a single exon. NCBI's taxonomy places the organism in Eukaryota, Apusomonadida, Apusomonadidae. The coding region runs from base 57 to 2426 and encodes 789 amino acids. Gene Ontology annotation, molecular function: calcium ion binding. Gene Ontology annotation, cellular component: membrane.
CCUCCCUCCCCACACAAGACUGCAGGUCGGCGAAGCAAGAACACCCCAGCAGCAACAUGUCGUCAUCGUCGUCUUCGACAGCGUCAGCGUCGUCGGCGAAUGGAGGAACCAAGCCGGCGACCAAGAGCGGAGAGACUAUUCGCCUCGACGAGCCUGAGGAGCUGCCGCCCAUCGCCAACGAGGUUGCCAUUCCGCUGGAACCUGUGAACGGUGGUGGCGGUGAGCACGGGGCCGGUGCCCGAGAUGAGGCUGGGGAAGCAAGCAAGAGCAACGACGUGGAGGGCGGACAGACGCGGACGCAGCAGGUGACCGGGUACGUUCUGCGGGCGCGGGACGUGGUGAUGGCCUCGCUGGAGGUUGUGCUCUACAUCCUGUUCUUGGUGGCGUUCUGCCUCAUGGCGUACGGCGCGCGGAACUCCACGUACUCGUACCACUACAACGCGCUGAUGAAGGAUCUGUUCCUGGAAGAGGAGUUUCCGGUCUCGUCGUCGCACAUCCUCAAGAACUUCUACGACUGCGCCACCAUCGAGGAGGUGUGGCAGUACCUCAAUGGGCCAUUCCUGGCCGGGCUGGCCGACAACGGGUCCAACGGGCCCGACGGGUACAUUUACGGCGUCAACAGGCUCAUCGGCAUGGCGCGACUGCGACAGCUGCGAGUUAAGCCGGGCAAGUGCCCGCUGCUCGGCGCCUUCAAGUCGUCGUUUGCCGUGCAAGGCUGCCUUGCGCCGUACAAGGAGCAGUACGAGAGCCGCGAGACGUUCUCGGCCGGCACGGCACCAUUCCGGUACGCCUCCGAGAGCGAGGUCGGCGGCUUUGAGGUGCUUGGCCGGAUCACCCGGUACGACGGUGGCGGCUUUGUCGAGUACUUUAACGGGACGAGCAGCGACGCGAGCAAGAUGGCGUUUCUGCAGACCAACAACUGGCUCGAUGUGCAGACCCGGGUGGUUGUCGUCGACUUUUCGACGUACAACGCCAACAUCAACAUGUUCUUUGUCGGUCAGAUGGUGUUUGAGUUUCUUCCGUCGGGUGGCGUCGUACCGUCGUCAGUCUUCCGGGUCAUUCGCUUCUACCGCUACCCGCCGACGGCCUCUGGCCGGUUCCAGAUCUUCCUCGAGCUCACUGUUGCGGCAUUUGUCCUCUUUUAUGUGUUGCAAGAGCUGUUUGAGAUGAAGCAAAAGGGCAUCGGGUACCUCUCGGACGGAUGGAACUUUUUCGACAUUGUCAACCUGCUCCUCUUCAUCACUCUCUUUGUCUUCCGCAUCAUCAUCACUGUCGAGUUCAACAAGCUCCAGCUGACCAACUUUGAGGGCAGCUUGCGGUACUACAACUUUACCAACCUGGUCACCCUCUCGUCGGCCGAGUUCAACAUCCUCUCGCUCAACGGUUUUCUCCUCUUCUUCAAGGUUCUCAAGUAUGCUCGGUUCUCAAAAUCGGCCCUCAUCAUCACCAAGACCAUCAAGCGGGCGGUCCUCGGCAUCGCCGCCCUCACCGUCAUGGUCAUGUUCCUCCUCCUCGGCUUUGCCUUUUUCGGCAACCAGUCGUUUGGCACCGACGUCGACAGCUACCGCACCUUCACCUUUUCGCUCCUCACCAUGGUCCGCGGCCUGCUCGGCGAGCUCGACUUUGAGUCGCUGUGGGCCAACAACCGGCUCAUGGGCCCGAUCUUCUACCUCGCCUUUGUCAUCCUCUUUGUCUUUAUCCUCAUGUCGGUCUACAUUUCCGUCAUCGACGACGCCUACGGCCGCGUGCAGGACAAGUACGAGAACCGGCCCAACCCGCACGCCCUGUGGAUGACCUCGCUCAAGGACUACGCCGCUGGCCACAUGCCGGCUAAGGUCAAGUCCUGGCGCGAGGCGCUCCGCAAGCAGAAGGAGAUCGAGCGCGCCCAGCGUGGCGUCCUCGCCGCAGACACCAACAACGACGACAAGAUCGACCGGUCCGAGGCCCAGGCCCUCCUCGCUCAGCAGCAGGACAUGGCCCAGUACCUCGGCGUCGACAACGUCGACGACCUCUUCGCAAUGUACGACGCCGACCAGGACGGUCAGCUCGAUCUGGAAGAGCAGGCUGCCAUCAUGGCCCGCCUCGAGGAGGAGCGUGCCCGCUACUCGGCCAUCUGUCAGGACCUCGCCACAGACGGCGCCGCCGACGACUCGGACCUCCCGCCGCCAUCCGCGCACACCGCCAUGCGCCUCCGCGCUCUCGCAGCCGCCGACGAUGACCGCGACGAACUGGGUACCCGCGUCGAGUCGCUCGAGACCCUCGUCGCCUCGCUCCACGGCAAGCUUGACGUCGCCCUCGACUUUUUGCGCUCCAUCACAGCCCAGCAGGCCCGCGCUCGCCGUCGCCGCCGCACCGCCUCGGUCAACCUCUCCCAGCUGGCUGACGCCCGUCCUGCCCAUGCUCGUCCGUCGUCAACCAUGCAGUAAUGAACAUACACGCCUGCCU